This is a messenger RNA of Parascedosporium putredinis, 1350 nucleotides long. Lineage: Eukaryota; Fungi; Ascomycota; Sordariomycetes; Microascales; Microascaceae. The record is from the annotation of a GenBank genome assembly.
AUGUCUCGCGGGCCCGUCCUCAAGACGACCCAGACCCUCCUCCGGUCUCUCCAGCUGACCGGUGCCGUCGUCAUCCUCGCCAUCUACUCAUACACCCUCGGCGCCCUCGCGAAUCGGGGCCUCUCCACCCCAACGUUUGUCCGCGCCGUCGAGGGCAUCGCCGGUAUCACCGUCGCUUACGCCAUCGCCUGCCUCAUAGCCAACCGAUUCUUCGCCGGCCGCACAUUUCCCUCAUUUAUCAACAUGAUCCUCGACGUCGCCUUUGCUUCCGCCUUUAUCUACGUCGCCGUCGCCAAUCGCGGCGGCGCGGGGAGCUGCUCCGGCGAGGUCGACACCGCCUUCGGCAAGGGCGAUGCCGCGGACAAGGUUAGCGACGACGAUCACGGCGGCUUUAUGGCCCUUCCCAAGUACGGCGACGCUUGUCGCCUCCUCGCCGCCUGCCUCGCCGUCUCUAUCCUCAUGAUAUUCAUGUUUAUCGGCUCCAUCGCCACCUCCCUCUACCUUGGCCGUAACCACCACCGCGAGAAGCGUCAGACGCUCUCCAUGUCGCAGGAGCCCCUCAAAGAUAGUGCCUCCACCUCGUACCCGGGCUCCUACCCUGACGAUCCCUUCGCCCCGGCUGUCCCGGAUAAAAAGAAGGGCUGGUUACGCUCUCUCUUCUCUCGCAACCACCGCCACGCCGCUACCUUAGUCGCCCCCGAGAACGUCCUUCCCCAACACACCCAACCACAACAUCUCAACGGCCGCCCCAGCUUUGAGCAGCAGCAGCAUUACGACGGCCCCCGUCCCCCUGAGCAACGCUUCGGCGCCGAAUCCGAUCUUGGCCUAGCCAACGCUGGCACCACGGGCAGCAACAACAGCACUAGCCGCUUACACCGCUUUGGCACCCAGGGCUACCAGCGCGUCCCCGCCCCUCCGGCUCCCGAGCCCGGCCUCGCCCGCUACGAUAGCUAUCCCGCCCAGGCCGUCUCUCCGAUCGACGAUGGCCCCGCACCCUUCUCCAAUUCCUUCCGCCAGCGACAAGAACAGCAGCAGCAACACCCUCAUCAACAACGACCCUCCCCUUCGUACUCAGACGUCGGGUUCCGCCCUUCUCCCACUCACCAAGGCCACCCCGCCGGCCCCCGCUCCACCGCAACUCCUUCCCUCACCUUGUUGCCGGUACUUACCACCCCCUCCGCCUCUCUACCCGCCAGCACGAUUUACUUCCCCAUGGGCCCCUACGAAAACCUGAGGCCCGUCUCCCGAGAUCCCCGCUCUGCGCGGAGCCAGCCACAACUUCAGGCGCGACCGCAGGGAUACGAGGCGCCGCCUGCGAACAGAUACUCGGACGGCGUGUACAAUGCUUAA